Messenger RNA from Cotesia glomerata, 2871 nucleotides. Its product is annotated as potassium voltage-gated channel subfamily KQT member 4-like. Gene Ontology annotation, cellular component: membrane. Lineage: Eukaryota; Metazoa; Arthropoda; Insecta; Hymenoptera; Braconidae. The record is from RefSeq and is a predicted model, not a curated record. Gene Ontology annotation, molecular function: voltage-gated potassium channel activity. Gene Ontology annotation, biological process: transmembrane transport; potassium ion transport.
UCUGUCAUCAAUGCUUGUGGGUUUUAUAGUAGCGUUAAUUAUUCGUUAUAACAAUUGAUUUGAUUAUUGUAUUAUAUACAACUGUUAAAUAAUAUAAAGUAGAGUAUGUAAAAAAGUUUUUGAUUGAUGGUUAUUAAAUUUUAUGAUUUGGAAAAUAGUCAGCAUCCUUCCAAAUAGAAAAAGAUUUUAAGAUUUUUUUUUACGAGUACAACUUCGCAGUCGUUCGUAACAUUGCUAUUGAUCAUGAGGAUAAAAAUUACAGUUCAUCUUAAUAUUCUAAACGACGGUAAAAACUUCGACGACGAAACUACCACAGGCCGAGGGACAGUCGAAGAUAGAGGAAGCGAAGGAGGUGGAAGAGGACGCCUGACUGCGCCGAGAAUGUCAUUAUUGGGCCGACCGAUAAACUACAGGGCGACACGCAGAGACGCCCGGUAUCGUAGAAUCCAGACCAACUUCUAUAAUUUUCUUGAGCGGCCUCGAGGCGUUUAUGCUAUCACUUACCACAUGAUCGUGUUCUUUAUGGUCUUCAUGUGUCUAGUACUAUCAGUCUUUAGUACUAUUGACGAAUACGAAAAAGAUGCUGGUUUACUGCUUUACUAUAUGGAACUUGUUGUUUUAAUAUGGUUCAGCGGGGAAUUCUGUUUUCGGCUCUGGUCAUCAGGAUGUCGUUCCCGUUACCAAACAAUAAUGGGCCGACUAAAAUUUCUUCGUCGACCUUUUUGCAUUAUAGACGUCAUUACCAUUAUGGCCAGUAUAGUAGUUCUGGCAAUGAGAAGCAGCGGUCAAGUUUUUGCAGCGAGCGCUUUUCGUGGUCUUCGAUUUUUUCAGAUAUUACGAAUGGUUCGUAUGGACCGUCGUGGAGGAUCAUGGAAAUUACUUGGCAGCGUUGUCUAUGCCCACCGUCAAGAACUUUUUACAACUUUAUAUAUUGGCUUCCUUGGACUAAUAUCUGCAAGUUUCCUAGUUUACUUAGCUGAGCGUGAUGAUGAGCACUUCAAUAACUACGCAAAGGCACUCUGGUGGGGAGUGAUUACAUUAUGCACUGUUGGCUAUGGCGAUGCAGUCCCCAAAACUUGGCAAGGAAAAAUUAUAGCAUCUUUUUGUGCACUAUUAGGGAUUUCAUUUUUUGCAUUACCUGCUGGCAUUCUUGGCUCGGGUUUUGCUCUUAAAGUACAACAGCAGCAGCGUCAGAAGCAUAUGAUCAGACGACGACAACCGGCUGCUACUCUUAUUCAAGCUCUUUGGAGAUGUUAUGCGGCUGAUGAACACAGUGUAAGUGUAGCCACUUGGAAAAUUCAUCAAGUGAUAUUACCGUCUAGUCCACCUGGCCGCUUAUCUUCCAGUUUCAAACACAAUGCGUCAUUUGUCAGUCGAUUGCCAACGAUCCGUCGUCACAAAAGUACAUCACUUCAUAGCCCAGGUACUCAUAAGCUAGCUCAUCAUAAUUAUCAACGUGGUACCGCUUCACGCACAUUUACUGAUCUCAUCGUUUCUACUGAAAACUUAGGUCCGUUAAUGUUGAUAGGAUUAAAUCAUAAUCAUGGGAUUUUGUGCAACGAUGGGAAUGAAGCCGGAAAAAACCUAAAUCCAAGUUAUUCCGAGGACUCAGUAACUGAAACAGCGUUGUCGAAGAAAAAUUCAGAUGAUGAAGACGAUGAGCCACGAAGGUGUGUCCAUUUGACAAAACAGCACAAGACUGCUAUUCGAGCCAUUCGAAAGAUAAAAUUCUUGGUGGCAAGACGCAAAUUCAAAGAGGCUCUGAAGCCGUAUGACGUUAAAGAUGUGAUUGAGCAGUACAGUGCAGGCCACGUCGACCUCAUCAGUCGAGUUAAAAAUAUUCAAAAUAGUAACUGUUGAAUGCGACCCAGAUAGAGGGUCUGAAUACAACACUGAAAAUGAUACAGAAGAUACUGGUGAGGAAGCUGCGCUACUAGGUUCUUCUGAAUCACCAUUGACCAAUUCGCCAUGUUCGAUUAACCCUGGGGGUAAUACUGAUCCAAUGAAAUAAUAAAUUACGAACUAACGAGAUGAGUGAAUCGUAAAGAUUAAUCGCCGAUAGUAAUUUUAAUUUAAUUAUAAUUAUGAUAGUUAGUUAUAUACUUUUUUAGAUCACUUUAAGCCAAAUUUAGAAUAGCUUCUCUUUACAGUGCAAUAUUAUCUUGUAGGGUAAGCACAAAAUAAUAUUGCAGUAGAAAUUUUCUCUCAGCAUGGCAGAGACUUAACCUCCACUUCCGGGACCUGUGAUUUCAUCAUCGCAAAGUCAAUUUAUCUUUCAAACGUUAUUUGAGAUAUUUAAGUAAAAAUAUUACAUUAUUUUUCUCGUUAAUGCGUAAACUGUUUACUGGCAACUAUACGUGUGGUAUAGGAUAAGUUACGGGAUACCAACUAUUGGAAAUGUUAUAGAUAUAUUACAAUUAUGACGAAGCACUUGUGAAAAUAGUAGUGACAUCUACCACAGAGUAACAAAGUAGUUUUUUAAAUAUUUAUAUAUAUUUUAAUAAUUUUGUUUAUAAAAUUUAAUUUACUUGUGUAAAUUAUAAAUAUUGUGAUAAAGUCGGUGAAUAUCGAAAUUCAUUCACAGUGACAAUAUUCUUAAUAUGUAAAUUUUAUUUAACAAGAAAACGGCAUCUCAUGGAUUCGCUAUAUCUUAACUCACUAUUUUUAUUUAUUGAUUUAUUUCUUUUUUUCAUUGAUAUCCUUUUUUUAUUUAUAUAUAUCUACAAACAAAACGCAGAAAUAUCAAUAAUUAAUAAGAUUAUUUAUUAUAUCUUUCAGACGUCUCUUUUGAUAUAGUAAAAUAGAUAUACAUAUAUAUUAUUUCGAUAAAAUGACCAUUUGAAUUUAGUAAAAAAUAAAGCGAUAUUUAAG